This is a messenger RNA of Oryza sativa Japonica Group (Japanese rice), 2694 nucleotides long. The record is from RefSeq and is a predicted model, not a curated record. NCBI's taxonomy places the organism in Eukaryota, Viridiplantae, Streptophyta, Magnoliopsida, Poales, Poaceae.
CAGCUCUAAGGGCUCCAUCGGCGUGGGAGCAGGCAACUACUUCGAGCUCCAUUGGCAGAUCUGCCAUGGAAGAGAGUUGCAGUUCCAAUUGGCCGGCCACACCUUGUGCAGCAGCGACGACGGCCGCGCAGGGAAUCGAAUUUAAACCAUACUACGAAGAGUGAGAUUGAGAAUUUUCUAAUCAUGAUAUUACACAAAGUUGAGCAAUGUCGAUCUGUGUUAGGAUUGUAGCUGUUUGAUGUAGUUUUCAAGAAAGAUUGUAGCUGUUUGAUGUUGUUAAUCACUUGACAUGUCAUUUAGCAAUAUUAGUGCUUGUGGCUCUGCUGAAUCUAUGAGUUCUCUUGCAUGUUCUUGAGCUAGUAGCUUUCAAUCUGUUUCCUAUUCACUGCUCUCUUGUUUUUUUUUUGUUUUUGCAAUUUUGUAUUUUCUUCCCUCUCUUGGUAGGUUUCCCUCUCUUGUUCCUAGUUUGAUUUGGGACAGGGAGUACUCAUGUGCUUGUGUAAAUAUUUUCACGUGAAAUAAUCCAGUCUUGUUGCUGGUUGACGAACCUAAUUAAACGAAUGUCUGCACAUUGCGGGCUGUCCUACGACGCCCGUCGGGCUGAACCUAAUUAAUCGUGCCCAAUCCAUCGUGCUGUAGUAGUAGUUUCUAUUUGAAUAUUUGUUUUUUUAAGUCGUUAAGGACUCUGCUGUAGCAGUAGUUUCUAUUUGAGACUCAUAAAAUUGUUUUUUAUUACUAAUAAUCCGUUUUGACAUAUAGUAAAGUCCAGCUCCAAUCGAAUAAAAAACGAGUUGGAGAGGAAACCAGAAACAGAACUCUCAUACUAGAAGAGCUAUAUAGAUAGGUAGGAGAGUCUGAGAUCCAAGGGCCAAGGGGGGAGAGAGAGUUAUCGUCGUCCUGAAUGCCAUCUGCCAUGUCCUCCGUGGCCGUGCAACGCGAGCAGCGGUGGCAAAACCUAGCCCUAGCCCCAGCCCUGCCCAUGACUGCAGAUAAAUCGAAUUGUACAGUGGGUAGCACUAAUAACUCCCCCUCUGAACAAGUUGGCCAUGGCGAUUCACUGAUUUAUUCACUCCCGUACCUUCCUGAGGACAUCUGGCGUCACAUACAUUCCUUAAUGCCGAUGAGUGCUGCUGCUCGUGCUGCUUGCCUUUCUCAUUCCUUUCUGAAUUCCUGGAGAUUUCAUCCCAACCUCAGCUUGAAUUUCAAAACACUUUGCCCGAGGACAUCUAGGGGAAAUUUCAAGUGCAAAAUUGACAGCAUUCUGAGAAACCACUUGGGCACUGCGAAGAUAUUGAAGCUUAAUGUAGCUGAUGAGGACAGUACAUAUCCUUACAUUGAUAGAUGGCUUGAGGUUGCUGUUACACCAGGGAUUGAAGAGCUCACUCUUACGCUACAUAAAAAGUACAUCUUUGCAUGCUCACUUUUAUCUGAUGGUGUUCGAGACUCAAUUCGAUGUCUUCAGCUUACCUUCUGUGCCUUCCAUCCCAUGGCUGAACUUGGCCCCUUGAGAAGCCUAACAAAACUGCAUCUGUGUGGUGUGCAUAUUACAGGUGACGAGUUAGAGUCCCUUCUUUUGAACUCCCUUGUUUUGGAGCAGUUGAGACUUAAUGUAUGCAACAAGAUAAGUUUCCUGAAGAUACCGUGUGUGCUGCAGCAUCUCAGCUGCCUGAGUGUUAUGGCAUGCCGCAGGAUGCAAGUGAUUGUGUGUGAAGCUCCGAAUUUGUCCAGUAUUUCCCUUAGUGGAGGGAUCAAGUUCUCACUUGGAGAAACACUGACAAUGAAGGUCUUGUCCAUGAUCCGACCGAAUGUCGUGUGCUAUGCUCGUGCUCAGCUUCCAUCCAUUAUGCCAAAUCUUGAGAGUAUGGUAUUAAGUUCAGACUCUGAGGCAGUCAAUAUACCAAUGCUGCCUACCAAAUUCCUCUGCCUCAAGCACCUGACCAUUCAGAUUGCGCGAGGGACCUUUUCCCCAUCCUAUGAUUAUUUCUUUCUGGUUUCUUUCCUUCACGCGUCUCCUUCCUUGGAGACUUUAUACUUGGAUGUUUUUCAGGAAGAUAUGAGGCAUGAAUCGAUUGUUGAAGAUUCUUCCGCACAUUUGAGGCAGCUGCCCGAGCUCAGCCAUGAAUGCCUGAAGAGUGUGGAGAUCAUAGGGUUCAACUCCGCGAAGAGCUUGGUUGAGCUAACAUGUUGCAUUGUCAAAGCCGCUGCCUCACUUGAGCGUCUUGUGUUGGACACACUUAGAGGUGGUGAUAGGUGUUCUGGGGAAAGUAAUGGGAAGAUUUGCUGGCCUGUUAGCAACGCUGUGCUCAAGGAAUCCGCAAGAGCUGCCAUUGCUGUACGAAGGUACAUCGAGGAUAAAGUUGCACCUACAACAACUCUGACUCUUGUGGGGACUUGCACACGCUGUCAUUCCCUUGCCUUUGGAUGAUCCCUAUGCUGCUGGAAGGUGGAAGAUGUCAUAACUUAUCUUAGUUGUGAUAUGUAUUUCAAUAAAUGAUAGUAUAUGUUAGUCAUAAGAUCUUUGUAGUUUCAUCUUUAACUAUCCCUUAUUAUUUUCUUAAGACUAUGCGAUAAGCUAUCUGAAAUGCACAAUGUUGUCGCUUUAAUCAAAUUAUAGAUAAACCAUGCUUUGUUUCUUGGAUUAUUUGGACCUGUUCGUUUGCUGAGGAAUUGAAAACUGAGUUUUCAGUUUAAGUU